Pecten maximus is the source of this 1609-nucleotide messenger RNA. Its product is annotated as coagulation factor VIII-like. The transcript is spliced from 9 exons. NCBI's taxonomy places the organism in Eukaryota, Metazoa, Mollusca, Bivalvia, Pectinida, Pectinidae. The record is from RefSeq and is a predicted model, not a curated record. Bases 1 to 1539 code for a protein of 512 amino acids.
AUGACGUGGUCAGUUGACCCGGUGAAAGCUGGACAACGUGGCCAGGUGGAGUUUGACACCCCGAAGACUGUGGUUGCCAUUGCCACCCAAGGGAGAGUACAAAGUCCUAGUGGUCCGUACGAGUUCUACACGAAGUCGUACCUCGUCCGGUACAGCAAUGACGGGGUCACAUGGUCUGACGUCAUGGAAAAUAGUUCCCCAAAGAUAUUCCCAGGAAACACUGACCGAGAAACUGUUGUCACAAAUAAUCUACCUUCUCCUGUGGACACAAAAUACAUCCGGGUACUUCCACAGUCAUGGUCUGUAUCUGCCUGUUUACGGAUUGAUAUUCUCGGAUGUGACGUAACAGUGCCGAGCUGUAAAACCAACCAAUUUCUAAUAAAUGGGCCAUAUGGGGUGGACAACUCGUCCAUGACAUCAUCAAGGGAUUGGACGGUUCCGGGGACGAGUAUAUGCCCCGCGUAUGUUGGUAGACUUCAUAUGCCGCCUUAUUACGGAAGUGAUGGGACGGAGUACAGCGCCUGGUGUCCAUCUUCAAACACUCUGACAGAUUACUUACAGGUAGAAUUCGCUAGCCUAAAGACGAUCGUAGCUGUUUUAACCCAGGGAAGAGCACAAAGUACCAAUUAUCCAACUGCCAUAUUUUAUACGAAGUCUUACCUCGUACAAUACAGCGAUGACGGCACCGUAUGGAAUGGUAUCAUGGAAAACAAUUCCCCCAAGGUAUUCCCAGGAAAUACUGACAGGGAUACAGUGGUCACAAAUUACCUCCCAUCUCCAGUGACGAUGAGGUUCAUUAGGAUAGUUCCUCAGUCAUGGCAUAGUUCUGUCUGUUUACGAAUAGACGUACUUGGAUGUGACGCGAGCUCUGUCGAGUCCGAGCCCGUUAACAGUACGAGGAAUGGUUCCCUGUGGGGCUAUGCUGGGGUAGCAACAGAAGGUAUACCUACCACAAAUAUCACCGUAAAUACAACGACAAGAAGUGAUGUAGAAUGUGUAACUCUUUGUACCUCAACAGAAGAGUGUCUCAUCGUCUCUUUCGAAAAGGCUACGAACCUGUGUGUCGGUUAUGGAAUAACUCAUGUGAUUGGAUCGUUCACACCAAAUCUGAUGUCCCCUGAUGAUAACGCCAAAUUGUACUUCAACUACGAUUACGCCGAAAAUCUUGGAUUUAUCUCCGAAUUAGUGUCCGGUGUAUCCUAUAAGAUACCCAUGUCGCGUAAGACACAAGCGGAAGCGGAAACCGAAUGUCAAAGCUUGAACGCCGUACUUAUGACCUUCACCUACACUUCUCAAAUAACGGAACUACAAAACUUCAUUUCAAACUCGCCAACCCAUGUUAACGAACCAGGCCUGUUUGUAUCGGGAAACUAUGACGAGAACAAAUACAUCAACUCGAUGGGAGUAGAAUUACCGAGUACCUUCUGGGCCACAGAUGAGCCGGACACCUCUCUCUUGUGUGUGGUUAUAACGCCCCAGGGAAAACUGUCCAGUCAAAGCUGUUCAGACACUUUAUAUUUCAUAUGUAGUCUGUUGUAAAUUAUCGAGCUUUACAUUGUGUUUGAUUUAUCCUUAUUUCGACGAAAUAUUACACUUUUUGAAUAUUUGA